AUGUCUGCAAUGAACAAUGGCUCAUCGUCCAGCCAGAAUGGGCUGCCUGACAGUGAUGCAUUACCUGCAUUGUCAACUAACGAUUAUCGUACCUACAACCGAAUGGCAGAGCAGAUGGACUAUUUUCACAACCAUUUCCGUAUAACCUGGAACCAACUCCAAGACGCCUGCACAACCAGUGGCAAAAAACUCCUCUCCCCGAGACAACUAAUCACCACUGGACUGGGAUUUUGCUCCCAACUAGACUUCCAUCAUUCCAUAGAAGAACAGCAUAUUUUCCCCGUCUUGGCGAAGAAGAUGCCGGAAUUCCAUCGAGAGCUUACCCUGCUCUCGCAGCAUAGGGAAAUCCACAAUGGACUUGCCGGUCUCGGGGAAUAUCUGGAGAAAUGUCGUUCCGGAGAGUCGGAUCUAGAUCGGAUGGAGGUGAAACGGUUGAUGGAUGGAUUUGGGGCGGUGUUGUGGGCGCAUCUUGAUGAGGAGGUGAAUGCCCUGAGGGCGGAGAAUAUGCGUAGGUAUUGGAGUUUGAAGGAGAUGGUGGCUUUGCCGAUGUGA
Messenger RNA from Aspergillus tanneri, 552 nucleotides. Its product is annotated as hemerythrin domain-containing protein. The coding region runs from base 1 to 552 and encodes 183 amino acids. The record is from RefSeq and is a predicted model, not a curated record. NCBI's taxonomy places the organism in Eukaryota, Fungi, Ascomycota, Eurotiomycetes, Eurotiales, Aspergillaceae. The transcript is spliced from 2 exons.